This is a messenger RNA of Astrephomene gubernaculifera, 1630 nucleotides long. NCBI's taxonomy places the organism in Eukaryota, Viridiplantae, Chlorophyta, Chlorophyceae, Chlamydomonadales, Astrephomenaceae. The record is from the annotation of a GenBank genome assembly.
CCUCACAGCUUCUUCUCGUGGCACAUUCUGCUUUCCCACUAAUUACUUCUGUAAUUUUCUUCGCUGAGACAAACACAACGCGGGUCGCCUCUAUUGGUUCCUAUUCCGCGAUCUAGCAGGCAGCUAAGGACUAAAGCUAUCUAAUUUGCCCAUGUCGCUUCUCACUCGUGUAGCCGCACUUUCCGGACUUCGAAGGAACUUGAUAGAUGGCGUAACUUGCCUUACAUCAGCACGAUUUCAUGUUGGCUCGCAAGCGGCAACCGGGUCUUCUUCGAGCACGGACCCCAAAUCCGAUGGUUACGGAACUCUAGUGGACGAGGUUGAGGACGUGGCGGCUAUUCAGCGGUACCGCGAAGCGAAGAACUUCCGCCGCCGUGUGGACGGGCGGGUGCUGUUGUACGGCAAGGAGAACAGCUCAUGGAUGGAGACCAAGCUGGAUGGCUACGUUGAGGGCGCGCUGCUGCUCCUGGGUCGCGAGGGCCACGUGUACUACCUGGUUUCGGAGGACCUGAAGCAGCUGGAUCUCACCAACGACCAGUUGAUUGGGCAACUGUUCGGGGAGGGCAGCUGGGAGCGCAUCAUGCAGCCGCUCUACACGCAGACCUCCGACGGCGGUCUGAAGCACGUGCGCAUGACGCGGCAGCAGUUCCGCAGUAUCUUCACCGUCAUGCGGGAGACGCCGCAAGCGGAGGGGGACGGCCAGGCAUCUUCGCAAUAGCGGGAGGGACGCCGCUCGUGCGUAAAAGGGGACCAGUGAGGGGACGACGGCCUGGCCGUCGUCGCAGUAGGUUCGGGAUCCGGGCAGGGACAGAACACCACAAGGCGUGGGCACCUUGCAAGCAGGAAACGCUGCAAGUGCUCGUACACCGCAGAGCGAGAAGCACCAUGGCAUCACUCGCAGCGGUUUGCUUUUGAGCAGGGGAUUUCCAUGGCCCCUGUGCUUUGGGGCUGGGGACCUUCAGGUGGCGCAGGAGUCCGGGUGGGGUUGGGGUGUCGCGAGCCGCGGCGCAAUCGACGAGGCAAAGGCUUGACGUGUUCUGCCGAGGGCUGCGGAUGCGGUGACUCGGUGAGGCUGUUUGGGCCUUGAGACUGCUCCGCGAAGCGCGACGGUGUAAGGCUAGGCAUUGGCUUUGGUGUUUUCUUGGCUCUGCGGCUUAUCUGGCGGCUGGCAUUCGUCUUGACACUGCCUGGCAGGCGGCCUUUGUUGUGGCGGAGCUGACUCGCAGCGGGGGCAGGAGUAGCGUUUGCGGUAUUGGUACCUAACAUGGUCGGUUUCGAAGCUAUUUCGUUGAAAGCCCCAACCCAUAGGGUGACAAACCCCGGAUGAUGUACAUAGCGUACAGAACCUUGUUCUGUUGUUGGUUGGACCUUGUUGAGUUUGCGGAACGUUGUUGUUGUUCCUGCGCUUCUCCUUUCCUUUUGUCUUUGGGUUGUGACCCGCGUGCAUUCAUGCGGUUUUGCGCCCGUGUGCUGCAGGUGUAGGAGCUCACGCUGCACAGUGUUAGGGGCACGAACAGUUUGUCGGUUGGUUGGUUUGGAAGUUGGACGCCUAUGUUCGGUCGAAUGGCGGUUUUGUUGCGUUGGACGAAUUUCCAAGCUGCGGAAGGGUCUCUUCAUACCUCCCCAUGCC